AUGGGAAGAUGCCCUGGAGAAGUGAAUGGCAACCCACUCGAGUAUUCUUCCUGGGAAGUCCCAUGGACAGAGGAGCCUCUCAGGAUCUCAGGCCCCUGCCUGUGCCUGGAGGAGAGCAUGGAAAAGCAGGAUGAGAAGCCCCAGGGGCCCCUGAAGGCCUGCGUGCAGGACUCUCUCCUUCCUCAGGAGAUUAUCAUCAAGGUUGAGGCAGAAGAUGCCGGGUCACUGGCCGUCCCAGCCCAGGAGGGAGUGAACUUCAAAAUAGUGACUGUGGACUUCACUCAGGAAGAAGAAGGCACUUUGAGCUCUGCUCAGAGGACCCUGGACAGAGAUGUGAUCCUGGAAAACCACAGGGACUCUUGGGACUCGGCAACUGCACUUGGAAGAAGAGAAUCGAGAUUGAAGCAGAGCAUUUUUGAUGACAAAUUAUCUCCUAGCGUGAAGAUAGAAAAGUUGACAAGAGAUGAUCCUUGGUUAUCUUCAUGUGAAGAAUUUCAGGAUUGUAAGGAGCUGUUGGAGAAGCAGCAGGAAAAACGAGAGAGACUUUUGAAGGAAGUGACAUUUACUCACAGGAAAACCAUUACUCAUGAGAGACACUGCAAAAAUGAUAGCCCUGAGGAGAAGGCUGGUCUGAAUUCCAGUCUUCUUUCAUCACAGAUGAUACCCAUAAGAAACCAUUUUCAUAAACAUGCUUCACAUGUUAAAAGAUUACAUUAUAAUUCUAUGGUAAACACUCAUCAGAUGAUUACUAAUAAAGAGAAAUCCUAUGGAUUUAGUGACAGUAUUCAACCUUUUAACCAUGGUACACCCUUAAACAUACACGAGAAAAUACAUGCACAAGGAAGAUCCUUUGAUUUUAAGGAAUGUGGGCAAGUUUUGAACCAUAGCAUAUCCCAUAACGAACAACAGAGAAACUCCAUUGGAGAGAGUCAGUAUAAAUGUCGUAAGAGCUCCCAGAGUUCAUCUCUUGCUCAAAACGUGAGAAAUCAUUCUGAAGAGAAGCCCUUUGAAUGUAAUCAGUGUGGGAAAUCCUUCAAUUGGAGCUCUCAUCUUGUUGCACAUCAGAGAACUCAUACAGGGGAGAAACCUUAUGAAUGUAACGAAUGUGGGAAAUCAUUCAGCCGCAGCUCUCACCUUGUUUCCCAUCAAAGAACUCAUACUGGAGAGAAACCAUAUAGAUGUAAUCAGUGUGGUAAAUCCUUUAGCCAGAGCUAUGUCCUUGUUGUGCAUCAGAGAACUCAUACUGGAGAGAAGCCUUAUGAGUGCAAUCAGUGUGGAAAGUCAUUCAGACAGAGCUACAAACUUAUUGCACAUCAAAGAACUCAUACUGGAGAGAAGCCCUAUGAAUGUAAUCAAUGUGGGAAAUCAUUUAUCCAGAGCUAUAAACUUAUUGCCCAUCAAAGAAUUCAUACUGGAGAAAAGCCCUAUGAAUGCAAUCAAUGUGGAAAGUCUUUUAGUCAAAGUUACAAACUUGUUGCCCACCAGAGAACUCACACAGGAGAAAAACCCUUUGAAUGUAAUCAGUGUGGAAAAUCCUUCAGCUGGAGCUCUCAACUUGUUGCACACCAAAGAACUCACACUGGAGAGAAACCCUACGAGUGUAAUGAGUGUGGGAAAUCUUUCAACCGCAGUUCUCACCUUGUUAUGCAUCAGAGAACUCAUACUGGAGAGAAACCCUAUGAAUGUAGUCAGUGUGGGAAGUCUUUCAGCCAGAGUUAUGUCCUUGUUGUACAUCAGCGAACUCACACUGGAGAAAAGCCCUAUGAGUGCAGUCAGUGUGGAAAAUCUUUCAGGCAGAGUUCAUGCCUUACUCAACAUCAGAGAACUCAUACUGGAGAGAAACCCUAUGAAUGUAAUCAGUGUGGAAAAACAUUCAGCUUGAGUGCUCGACUUAUUGUACAUCAAAGAACUCAUACUGGAGAGAAACCCUUUACAUGUAAUCAGUGUGGGAAAGCUUUCAUUAAUAGUUCUAAACUUAUUAGACAUCAGAGGGUCCACAGUGGGAAAAGGCUGUAUAAGUGCACCGAGUGUGGGAAGGACUUUGAUCAGAGCUCCAACCUUCUUGUCCAUCAGAAGGUCCACACAGGGGAGAAACCCUACAAAUGCAGCGAGUGUGGAAAAUGCUUCGGUUCCAGCUCAGAUCUCCAAGUUCACCAGAAGCUGCACACGGGGGAGAAGCCUUAUAGUUCAAGGACAUUAGAGAUGGUGGUGGCUGUAAAUAGUGUAGGAUAUAGUUUUAGAAUAAAUGAGCCUCAGUUCAGAAGUUUCGUGCAAUCAGCAACAUUUCCUAUUCAGGAGUGCGGGGUGUUGCCCUCUCGGAGAGUCUCCGGAACCUGCGAAGUGACUCGGAAGAACUUCCGUUUCACGGAAGGUUGCGGCCAUCACUCCCUUUAUGCAGUGGUCUCUGCCUUUCCCCAGGAAAAGGACAAGAAGAUGAUGAUGAAGUUCCAGGAGCCAGUGUCCUUCAAGGACGUGGCCGUGGUCUUCACCGAGGAGGAGCUGGGGCUACUGGACUCGGCUCAGAGGAAGCUGUACCAGGAAGUGAUGCUGGAGAACUUCCGGAACCUGCUCUCAGUGGGAAAUCAGCCCUUCAAACCAGAGCUUAUAUUCCAGCUGGAGAGAGAAGAGCUUUUGAUGAUGGAGACCCAGAGAGGUGGGUGUUCAGGAACCAAGAGUCCACAUAAUAUGGAAAGUAUUCAAGAAGUGGGAUUAAGCUGCUUUUCCCCCAAAGAGUUUUCCACCUGGCAGUCCUGGCAACAAGGUGCAGGCAAGUUAACUGGGUGUCAAGAUUCCAUGAGAAACUUCCAAGAGAAUAUUUCUCCAUUGCAAAAACAAGGUGAUUCCCCCUGCCAGGUUUGGGCAGGAAUACCAAUUCAGAUUUCUGAAAAUGAGAACUAUGUCUUGACUCACACAGGAGAUGGUUCCAAUGACAUAAAAAGUCAAGAAUUUCCCUCUUGGCGAGCCCACCAUUCUUGGAGGAAAAUGUACCUUACAGAGUCACGUAAUUAUCAGUGUCAAUGUCAGCAAAUUUCCAUGGAAAAUGGUUUCUGUAAACCUGACAGCAUCGGUUGGAUCUCACAUCACAGUGACAUUCUGGGUGUACACAGAACAGAAAAAAACUCUAGCUGCCAUGACUGUGGAGAAGAUGUCAUGAAGGUUUCAUUGCUUAAUCAUAUUCAAACAGGGCAAAAGCCCUAUCCUGGUAAUGAGUACAGAAAAGCCUUCAGCGAUGAGUCCAGCUCUGAAGUUCAUCAGCAAUUAGACUUGGAAGGAAAGCCCCGUACAUACAGUCCGUGUGAAAAGGACUGUAGUUACAGGUCAGUUCUUCAUAUUCAUCAGAGUGUUUGUGGAGGAGAUCAUUGUGUUUUUGAGAAUUUACAUCUGCAGUCGCAUCAGAAAGGACACGCAAAAGAGAAGCUGUUUAAAUGUGAAUACAGUGAGAGCAUCAAUCAGUGCUCCUUUCAUAACACAUAUGAACUUAUACCCAGAGGAGAGACAUCUGAUAGAUGCAGCAUGUAUGAGAAAGGCUUCAGUCAUAGCUUAAACCUUAGUAAUCACCAGAGAGUCCAUACUGGCGAGAAGCCGUACAAAUGCAGUGCAUGUGGUAAAGGCUUCAGUCAUAGAUCCGUUCUAAAUGUUCAUCAGAGAAUCCACACAGGAGAGAAGCCUUAUAAGUGUGAGGAGUGUGAUAAGGGUUUCAGUCGGAGUUCAUACCUUCAAGCCCAUCAGAGAGUCCACACGGGAGAAAAACCAUACAAAUGUGAGGCAUGUGGGAAGGGCUUCAGUCGUAAUUCAUACCUUCAAGGGCAUCAGAGAGUCCACACUGGCGAGAAACCAUACAAGUGCGAGGAGUGUGGGAAGGGCUUCAGUCGGAGUUCACACCUUCAAGGCCACCAAAGGGUCCACACGGGAGAAAAACCAUUCAAGUGUGAGGAGUGUGGGAAGGGCUUCAGUUGGAGCUUUAAUCUUCAAAUUCAUCAGAGGGUUCACACAGGAGAGAAACCCUAUAAAUGUGGAGAAUGUGAGAAGGGCUUCAGCAAGGCCUCAACUCUUCUGGCCCAUCAGAGAGUCCACACAGGAGAGAAACCCUACCAGUGUGAUGAGUGUGGUAAGAGCUUCAGUCAGAGGUCUUACCUUCAGAGCCAUCAGAGUGUCCACACCGGAGAGAGACCAUACAUCUGUGAGGUUUUGUGCACGAAGGGUUUCAGUGAGAGUUCCCGCCUCCAAGCCCAUCAGAGGGUCCACACAGAAGGGAGGCCCUAUAAAUGUGAACAGUGUGGCAAGGGCUUCAGUGGGUUUUCAAGUCUUCAAGCCCAUCACAGAGUCCACACUGGGGAAAAACCAUACAAAUGUGAAGUGUGUGGAAAGGGCUUCAGUCAGAGAUCAAACCUCCAGGCUCAUCAGAGAGUCCACACAGGAGAGAAACCCUACAAAUGUGACGCGUGCGGUAAGGGUUUCCGUUGGAGUUCAGGGCUCCUAAUUCAUCAAAGAGUCCACAGUGAGGAGAAGCCCUACAAGUGCGAGGAGUGCGGCAAGCGCUUCAGCCUGAGCUUCAACCUACACAGCCACCGGCGCGUGCACACGGGCGAGAAGCCCUACAAGUGCCAGGAGUGCGGCAAGGGCUUCAGCUCCGCCUCCAGCUUCCAGAGCCACCAGCGCGUGCACACGGGCGAGAAGCCCUUCCGCUGCGGCGAGUGCGGGAAGGGCUUCAGCCAGAGCUCCUACUUCCAGGCCCACCAGCGCAGAGUCCACACCGGGGAGAAACCCUUCAAGUGCGGUACCUGCGGCAAGGCCUUCAGCCAGAGGUCGAACCUUCAGGUCCAUCAGAUCAUCCACACGGGCGAGAAGCCCUUCAAGUGCGAGGAGUGCGGGAAGGAGUUCAGCUGGAGCGCGGGGCUCAGCGCCCACCAGCGGGUGCACACGGGAGAGAAACCCUACACGUGCCAGCAGUGCGGGAAGGGCUUCAGCCAGGCCUCGCACUUCCACACGCACCAGAGGGUCCACACGGGGGAGAGGCCCUACAGAUGUGACAUAUGUUGUAAGGGCUUCAGCCAGAGGUCGCAUCUUGUCUACCACCAGAGGGUCCAUGCGGGAGGGAAUCUAUAG
This is a messenger RNA of Rangifer tarandus platyrhynchus (Svalbard reindeer), 5106 nucleotides long. The record is from the annotation of a GenBank genome assembly. NCBI's taxonomy places the organism in Eukaryota, Metazoa, Chordata, Mammalia, Artiodactyla, Cervidae.